Rhizophagus irregularis DAOM 181602=DAOM 197198 is the source of this 1827-nucleotide messenger RNA. The record is from RefSeq and is a predicted model, not a curated record. Lineage: Eukaryota; Fungi; Glomeromycota; Glomeromycetes; Glomerales; Glomeraceae.
AUGAGUUGGAAAAGCGGAAAUAAUAGAAUUGAUAAUUUAAUUCAAUUAUUAAAAAUUAAUGAACCAAGUGAUACAAGAUUUGAAUGGAUACCAUAUGAUCAAUUUAAUAAAAUUAGAACUAUAGGCAAAGGUCAUUUUGUUACAGCAUAUUCAGCAACAUGGAAGUAUAAAGUUACUUUAUUAUGUUUUAGUGACUUACAAAGAUUUCUAGAUAAGGUUAAAGAAUUUGAGAAUGAUAGCCUCAAAUAGAUGGGCUAUCUCAAAAUUCAGAUAAAGAUUACAUUUUAGUUCUUCAAACAGAAGUUUCUAGGGAAUAUGGUAAAGUAUUCUGCAAAAAUUGUGGUGGAAAAUUUACUCAUAUAGGAUAUAUGUGGUGUAAGCCAUGUCAAAUAAAUAAAUCUACAAAAUGGACAAAUGGAAAUGAAAAACUUGUUAUUAGUUUAAUUCAAGAAAUGCAAUUAAGAAUUAAUUCUUGUUUUAAUAUAGUAUUUGAAUGGAUACCAUAUGAUCAAUUCAAUUACAUUAAGGAAAUAGGUAAAGGUGGAUUUUCUACAGUAUACUCAGCAAUAUGGAAAGAUGGUCCAUUAAAAUAUAAUGUUGAGGAGAAAAUAUAUACAAGGGUUUCAAACAAAAAAAUUGCUUUAAAAUGUCUGAAUAAUUCACAAAACUUAACUGACAAGUUCUUAAAUGAGGUUAAAGAAUAUUCAAUUAAUAAGAAAAGUGAUAUUCUCUAUGUAUAUGGAAUAUCACAAAACCCAAAUACAAAAGAUUUAAUUAUAGUUCUUGAGUAUGCAGAAGGUGGAAGUUAUUAUAAUUGGAUAAAUAACAAUUGUAAAAAUUUUGAUUGGAAAAAUAAAAUACAAACACUAAUAUAUAUCAUUGAAGGCCUUAAAGGGAUUCAUCAAAAUCAGAAGGUUCAUCAUGAUUUACAUCCUGGAAAUAUAUUAUUUUUAACAAAAAGUUUAAAUACUUUUAAUAGAAAAUCAUUAUUUAUAUCAGAUAUGGGAUUAUGUGAAGAUGUAAAUAAUGUAAGUGAGGUAAAAUCUUAUGGAAUUAUUCCUUAUAUGGCUCCUGAGGUGUUGAAAUAUGAAGCUUAUACUCAAGCAGCAGACAUAUAUAGCUUUGGUAUGAUUAUGUAUUUCACAGCAACUGGAAAACAACCUUUUGUAAAUUGUGCGCAUGAUUAUUAUCUAAUGUUAGAUAUAUGCAAAGGAAUUAGACCUGAAAUAAAUGAGUUGAAAGCACCAAAAUGUUAUAUUGAGUUAAUGAAAAGAUGUUGGAAUUCAAAUCCAGAUAAUAGACCAAAUGCUACUAAAAUACAUGAAUUGAUUGAAUCAUUCUAUGAUUCCUAUAAUUCAUAUAAAAAUGAUGAAUCAAAUGCAAUUAAAAUUAAAAAGCAAUUUAUAGAAGCAGAAAUUUACAGAAAAUCAUGCCUCUCUACUUUUAAGAAAAACAAACAACAUCCACAAGCUAUUUAUACAUCUCAGUUAGUACCUAAUUAUUUUAUGAAAGAGCUUCUAAAAUCUGAAUAUUUGAGUUGUGCAAUCUCUGAUUGAUUAUGUUAUUUAGCAAUCAUAUGGUAUUUAUCUUUCAAAUAUUUUUAUCAUGUUGGAAUAUAUAUUAAUUAGAUUUUCUAAACUCUUUGAUAUCUUAAUAUAAUGAAAUUUUAAAUACCAAUAGCAAGCUUAUUUUACAGAGUUAAUAACAUGCAUAGAUGCUCUUAAUGUUCUAUUUAAACAUCAACCUUCUUUUUCUUCUACUACUGACUCUGGUAAAUUAGAUUAUAAUUUUGAUAUUAUUUAUAAACAUUUUUCAUGUAGUUAGUUA